Pseudomyrmex gracilis is the source of this 1112-nucleotide messenger RNA. It is a transcript of the gene mRpL18, whose product is annotated as 39S ribosomal protein L18, mitochondrial. Lineage: Eukaryota; Metazoa; Arthropoda; Insecta; Hymenoptera; Formicidae. Gene Ontology annotation, molecular function: 5S rRNA binding; structural constituent of ribosome. Gene Ontology annotation, cellular component: ribosome; mitochondrion. The transcript has 3 exons. Gene Ontology annotation, biological process: translation. Bases 348 to 887 code for a protein of 179 amino acids. The record is from RefSeq and is a predicted model, not a curated record.
AGCUAAAUCAGAACCGACGGCUUUUUUUAAAUCUAAACUCUAAAUUGUCCACUUCAUUGACUACGUUUUGGAAGUUUCUGUCUGAUUCUGAACAAAUCUGAAACUUGUAUAACCUGUAAUUAGUGCAGCUCUGACGCAGUGAAAAAGACUAAACCUUUUGACAUAACAGAUUUCCUAACCUUCGCGCAAAGUCAGCUUUACACGCAGAAUCUCUCGUGCAAAAACACGAUGAAUGUAACUUCGUUAAGGUUUAAGGUGAAGUUAAACUAGAAUUUUGUCAAAAAUUUCUUUAUUACUACUAUUUAAGGUGAAGUCCGUCUGUUACAAUUUUAUUCAAAUCGCGGACGAUGUAUUCAGCAAAUAUACGCACUAGCGUAACACGCGCUUUUCGUAUGCGAAGAGAAAUACACGAUAAUGCGACGUUGGUCGAACAGUGUACGGAAAUUGUGAAUCGAAAUCCACGAAAUUUAGAGCGGUUGAGAAUAGCAAGAAAACCUCAGGGUUAUCAUCUCGAAGUACCCGGACACUCAUACUGGCACAAGCUGUUUGUGACCAAAAAACCUCGAUAUAUCGUUGCAGAGGUCCACCACUUCAAAAAUGGACCAGUUAUCACAGUAUCUAGUAAUGAAUGGGCAUUAAAGAAACAGUUGUAUCGAGGUACUGAUGGUUCAGCUUAUAUUAAUGUCGCACGCUUGUUAGCUCUGCGUUGUUUGGAAGCUGGAAUCUGUGAAAUGGAAGUUAAUUCUGAUUUGAAGGGAGAAAAGUGUGAGUUGUUACUUAAAGAACUAGAGAAUGGUGGAAUUAUUCUGACCGAACCACUAGUAUAUAAAUAUCCCAACUCUUGGGAUAGAUAUAGACCAGAAAAGCCAUGGGAAAUUCAUGAAUAAUAUUUGAUCAAUAUAAAUAAGCACACAAGCUAAUAAUGUUUAUAUCAUGUAAGUGAUAUGUAAAAUAUGUUGAUACAUUCGCGACCGGUAACGUAGUCCUACGUUAGUCAUUUUUAAAAUCUAGCUGAGGACGCAAUGUAGUUCUACGUUAAUUUAAUAUUAAUUUUCAAUAAUGAGUUUAAGCUCUUAAGUUCUAAACUACGCGAAACGGUCAUGGGAGUAAAA